Knipowitschia caucasica is the source of this 1005-nucleotide messenger RNA. The record is from the annotation of a GenBank genome assembly. NCBI's taxonomy places the organism in Eukaryota, Metazoa, Chordata, Actinopteri, Gobiiformes, Gobiidae.
AUGCAUAAGUGUGUCCUGAAGCCUCUGAAGCCUGUGCUGUCGUCCUGCCUGCACCAGUCUAUGGUCCGCAGCGGCGCAUGGUCCCAGCUCAAAGACAACAUGGCUGCUGCCAAAAACAGGCCCCCCGCGGAGAUGGGAGUCACAGACGCCCUGUCCCCGGACCCUCUGGCCAUCGACAAGAUCCGCCACAAGAUCCAGGCCAUGUGCAAACUCUACUCCCCCGAGAAGAAGGUCCACCGCCUGCUGCAAGUCUGCAAGCAAAUCUACACCAUCAUGGAGGACCACUCAGGUCGGUUGUUUGGGGCAGAUGACUUCCUCCCGAUGCUCACGUAUGUCUUGGCUCAGUGUGAGUUGCCGCAGAUGGAGGCUGAGGUCCUGUACAUGAUGGAGCUGCUGGAGCCCACUCUGCUCAACGGAGAAGGAGGAUACUACCUGACCAGUGCGUUCGGAGCCAUGUCUCUGAUAAAGAACCUGGAGGAGGAGCAGGCGGCGCGGGUGCUGAGCUCUCAGACCCGGGACACGCUGCACCAGUGGCACCGGCGCCGCACCAUGCAGCGGACAGCGCCCUCUAUAGACGACUUCCAGAACUUCCUGCGGGUGGCGCUGCAGGAGCAGGACAGCGGCUGCACGGCUAAGACCCUGCGUGUGCAUCCGCAGGCGACGGUGGAGGAGGUGUGCUCUCUGUGCGCGCUCAAGUUCUGCGUGAGGGAACCGGAACAGUACCGACUAUUCCUCACCACCGGGGGCAGCAGCCAGCAGCUCACCCCCGACUCCCACACGCAGAGGAUCAAGGCUGAGCUGCACACCCGCGACGCACCGGACACUUUCCACUUUGUCUACCGCCGGGUGGACUUCCAGGACACCAGCAGCCAAGCUAACGAGGCUAACGAUGCUAACAAUGCUAAUGCUAACACGACAACAGCGCGACCAGAAACACAGAGUGAUCUCAGUCCGAAGUUGAGCCUGAGUUUACCUCAAAGCAACAUCCACUCCGUGUCAAUUUGA